UGGGUGGCGGUCGCUCGGGGCCGCUCUGUCUGUCUGUCUGUCUGUCUGUCGGUCGGUCGGGGCGGCGCCGCUCGGGGCGGUCCGUGUAGGAGGAAGCGCAGCCGGGGCAGAGCGGCCCCGCAGCGGCCGGAGCCGCGCGGUCGGAGGUGGGCAGUGCCAGACAGGUCGUGUGUGUUGAUGAGGAGCAGGGAGAUGGAUCGCGGCAUCAGCCUGGAGAACCCCUAUGCCAGUGUCAACAUUCCACGGGAGCAGUUCCAGCAAAGCUUCAUCACUCGUUACCUGAAGGAUGAGCCCACCAUCAUUGCCAAUCCCGCAGCAGUGCCCGCCUACAUGGAGGAGAAGGCAGACUCUGCUAAUGGCUGGAACAGCCCAACCAUCUCCACAGAUAAGUCCUGGUCCCGUCCCUACAACCCCUAUGCCAGCCUGAGGAUGCCCAAUGGUGAAACGUCUGCUUCCUUCUACACUGUCACCCUGGACAAGCCCCCCAGGGCUCAGGAGCAGGGGGUUGGCAGGCGGUGUGGCUGCUGCAGGUGGUGCCCCUGCUGCCCAAAGUGCUGCUGUGUCAUCUCCUAAGGCCCUUCCCUGCACUCGUGGGUCAUGCUGACCAUGGGAUGGGGCCUGAUGAUCCCACAGGGACAAGGCUGCUGGCCUGGGCACCCCAGGGAGCUGCCCCUGGCACCUGGCAGAGCUGGCAGCUGGGACCUGGCACUGGUUGGACUCUGACAUUGCUUUUCACCUGUGAGCUCUUCAGCCAGACAAUCUGGUGAUGGGCACCUGCCAGGUCCUGAGACCCCAGUGUGGGGCCCAGGAGCCCUGAGGAUGAUGUGUGCCAGGGCAGACGCCACUGAGAAGUGCCUGCACUGGGGACGGGGCAGAACUUUGAGCCUGCAGUCCUGUACACUGCCCCUGCCAGUCUCCCCAGGCUGGGAAAUCUCCACGUCUGGGAAGGUGCAGGCACUGAGUAUGCCAAUGGAUAGGUUUGGAUAAUGGCAGUCCUGUGUGCAUGGCAGAGGAGGACAUCAUGACUACCUUGGAGCAGUGGAAAGAAGCCAGGGACAUGCCUCCAGCUGCUAUGGGGACCCACCUCCCCAGAACUGAGUCAUCCCCCGAACACCCAGAAUCAUGGGGAUGCUGCAGUGCCCUGUGCCAAGCUCCAGCUCCAGCUCCAGCUGGGUCCUGCUCCUCCUUGUCAAACUACCCCAGGACAGAGGGAAGGAGGCAGGAAGGACAGGCAGCCAAAGCAUGGCAGAGUGCCAGGCCAUGCCCCAGGGCAGCACCGGGUAGCACAGCACGGAUGUGAGCAUUAACAUCCCAGUGCUGGGAAACCCCCAGCCCCAUUCGGUUCCUCCUGCCAGGCUUAGGGGCACUGGACACAACUGCCCACACCAUCUGCAUCCCAGAGCACUGGGACUGGCUCCAGUGCAGAGGGCUAGCCCAGAUCCAGCAGCAGGGUGGCACUGGGGGCACCUUGCUGGUGGUGCAGAUCCCCAGCUUUUGCCUUCUGCAGCCCCCUGGGCACGACGGAAGGCGAGUGAGAAGCCGUCUGGCUCUUCACAACAUCCUGGGGCGGCUCCAGGCUGGGAGUCAUCUGGGUCUGGCACCAUCGACCUGGAACAAGCCUGCCAUUGUGCUGACGUCCCGCCAUGGUGUUGACGUCCCUCCAUGGUGCUGGAAUCCCUCCAUGGUGCUGGCAUCCCGCUGUGGUGUUGGCAUCCCAGGGGCAGUGGCGCUGCCAGGCAGUAGCAGCACAAGCACCGCAGCUGCUGCAGAACUGCCUGGUCUGCAGGAGCAGGGGCUUGGGAAGGGUGCCUGUGUUAGCAGAUGACUUCAGGGUGCUGCAAAUAAAGUUACAGUCAUCUCCUCCCCUGA
Messenger RNA from Chiroxiphia lanceolata (lance-tailed manakin), 1869 nucleotides. Its product is annotated as cysteine-rich tail protein 1-like. The transcript has 2 exons. Lineage: Eukaryota; Metazoa; Chordata; Aves; Passeriformes; Pipridae. The coding region runs from base 178 to 573 and encodes 131 amino acids. The record is from RefSeq and is a predicted model, not a curated record.